Molecule: messenger RNA, 3761 nt
Organism: Gasterosteus aculeatus aculeatus (three-spined stickleback)
Lineage: Eukaryota; Metazoa; Chordata; Actinopteri; Perciformes; Gasterosteidae
Gene: snd1
Product: staphylococcal nuclease and tudor domain containing 1
Biological process (GO): regulatory ncRNA-mediated gene silencing; mRNA catabolic process
Cellular component (GO): cytosol; RNAi effector complex; nucleus
Molecular function (GO): RNA binding; nuclease activity
Source: RefSeq, a predicted model, not a curated record
CAUUCCGCUCUCCCGGACCCGGAACGAGUUCGACGUGUGUGUGCAUGCAUGGCAAAGUGUGUUUCCGGUAUAACGUGUGUGUUGAUCGUCGCUCAGCCUUUUUUCCUCUUGGCUUUCAGUAGAAGAGUCCCAGCUCCCUGACCUGGUCACCCCUUUUUAACGGCGUUGUAUCUCAAACCAGUGGACAUGGCAUCUGUUUCGGCACCGAGUCAGGCUGCCCCUUCUCCGGCUGCUUCUCUGCAAAGAGGAAUUGUGAAAAUGGUCUUGUCGGGCUGCGCCAUCAUUGUCCGGGGCCAGCCGCGAGGCGGCCCCCCCCCGGAGCGUCAGAUCAAUCUCAGUAACAUCCGAGCUGGGGCCAUGGCCCGCCGAGCCGCCCAGGGCCAGCCCGACAGCAAGGACACCCCCGAUGAGCCGUGGGCCUUCCAAGCCAGAGAGUUCCUGCGGAAGAAGCUAAUCGGCAAAGAAGUGUGCUUCACCGUGGAAAUCAAGACGGCUUUGGGCAGGGAGUACGGGAUGGUCUACCUGGGCAGAGACACGACGGGCGAGAACCUUGCUGACACGUUGGUGACGGAGGGCCUGGCCACCGUCCGCAGGGAAGGAAUCAGGGGGAACAAUCCAGACCAGGCCAGACUCUGUGAUGUGGAGGACCAGGCUAAAGCCUCCAAGAAGGGCUUGUGGAGUGAAGGCGGCGGCGCGCACACCAUCCGCGACCUCAAGUACACCAUAGAGAAUCCACGCAACUUCGUUGACUCCUUGCACCAGAAACCUAUCAACGCCAUCAUCGAGCACGUGCGAGACGGCAGCGUUGUUCGUGCCUUGCUGCUCCCCGACCACUACCUGGUCACUGUCAUGCUUUCUGGAGUCAAGUGCCCCACGUUCAAGCGGGAAGCCGACGGCACGGAGUACCCGGAGCAGUUCGCGGCCGAGGCCAAAUUCUUCACAGAGUCCCGUCUGCUGCAAAGGGACGUUCAGAUCAUCCUGGAGAGCUGCCCCAACCAGAUCAUCCUGGGCACCAUCCUUCACCCGAACGGCAACAUAACAGAGCUCCUGCUGAAGGAAGGCUUCGCCCGCUGCGUGGACUGGUCCAUGGCCGUCUACACCCAGGGGGCGGAGAAGCUCCGAGCCGCCGAACGAUCCGCCAAAGAGCGAAAGAUCCGCAUCUGGAAGGACUACGUGGCCCCCACAGCCAACUUGGACCUGAAGGACAGGCAAUUCGUAGCCAAGGUGAUGCAGGUGGUCAACGCCGACGCCGUGGUGGGAAAGCUCAACUCUGGAGAACUCAAGACCAUCCACCUGUCCAGCAUCCGGCCCCCUAGGAUCGAGGGAGAGGAGAAGAACAAGGACAAAGACAAGCGCUUCCGUCCGCUCUACGACAUCCCCUACAUGUUCGAGGCCCGCGAGUUCCUGAGGAAGAAGCUCAUUGGUAAAAAGGUCAAUGUGACUGUUGACUACAUCAGAGCAGCGACCGGUCCAGGAGAAAGCACCCCGGCCUUCUCGGAACGCACCUGUGCCACAGUCACGAUCGGCGGCAUUAACAUAGCGGAGGCUCUGGUCAGCAAGGGCCUGGCCACGGUCAUCAGAUACAGACAGGAUGAUGACCAGCGCUCCUCCCACUACGACGAGCUGCUUGCCGCAGAGGCUCGGGCCAUCAAGAACGGCAAAGGGCUGCACAGCAAGAAGGAGGUGCCCAUCCACCGGGUAGCUGAUAUUUCUGGGGAGACGCAGAAAGCCAAGCAGUUCCUGCCCUUCCUGCAGAGGGCCGGCCGGUCAGAAGCUGUGGUCGAAUACGUCUUCAGCGGUUCCCGCCUCAAGCUCUACAUGCCCAAAGAAACCUGCCUCAUCACCUUCCUCCUCGCCGGCAUCGAGUGUCCGCGCAGUUCCAGGAACCUGCCCGGAGGGACGCAGGUGGCGGAGCCCUUCAGUGACGAGGCCAUGAUGUUCACCAAAGAGCUGGUGCUGCAGAGGGAGGUGGAGGUCGAGGUGGAGAGCAUGGACAAAGCGGGGAACUUCAUCGGCUGGCUGCACAUCGAGGGCGUGAACCUGUCGGUCGCGCUGGUGGAGAGCGCCCUGUCCAAGGUCCACUUCACGGCCGAGCGCAGCGCCUACUACAAGACCCUGGUGUCGGCCGAGGACGCGUGCCGGCUGAGGAAAGAGAAGAUCUGGGCCAAUUACGAGGAGAAACCCGUGGAGGAGGUGGUGCACGUGAAGGAGGCGAAGGAACGAGUGGCCAACUACAAACCAGUCUACGUCACCGAAAUCUGCGACACCCUGCACUUCUACACCCAGGACGUAGAGACAGGGGCCCAGCUGGAGAACCUGAUGGAGACCAUGAGGGCAGAGAUCGCCGCCCAGCCGCCCGUGGAAGGCGCCUACGCGCCGCGCCGAGGGGACAUCUGCAUCGCCACGUUUGCUGACGGCGAAUGGUACAGAGCCAGAGUGGAGAAAGUUGAGUCCCCGGCACGGGUUCACGUCUUCUACAUCGACUACGGCAAUAGAGAAGUUGUGCCGUCCACUCGUCUGGCCGCCAUGCCCCCCGCCUUCGGCAUCAGGACCCUGCCGGCACAGGCCACCGAGCACGCCUUCGCCUACAUCCAGGUCCCUCAGGACGAGGACGCCCGCGCGGACGUGGUGGACUGCAUCGUGCGGGACAUCCAGAACAGCCAGUGCCUGAUGAACGUGGAGUACUCGGGGGCCACCUGCCCACACGUCACAAUACAGUUCGGGGACACCAAGGACGACGCUGGCCUCGGCCUGGUCAAGGAGGGCCUGGUCAUGGUGGAGGUCCGCAAGGAGAAGCACCUGCAGAAGAUGGUGACGGAGUACCUGAACAGUCAAGAAUCCGCCAAGAGUGCCCGGCUCAAUAUUUGGCGCUACGGAGACUUCCGUGCAGACGACGCCGACGAGUUUGGCUACAGGCGUUAAAAAGGGGAGAGAGAAAAAAAAAAAACGACGCCGACCAUCCGAUCAACACCAUUCCAAAGACCAGCGUGGACGGCGCCUGACGCAUCGGACAGAAGACAGAUGACGGGGAAAAAAAACUAAAAACGAAACGACAAGCAUCGACUCAAUCCUCCUCUUUAUUCGACAUUUCAUCCCUCCAGUUCAGACUUCUUUUCUGCUCCUCCCUCCCACCCCCUAAAUAGCAUGCUACAUGCUAGCAGUGCUAAACGGACCCCUAGUCAUGCAAGAAUCACUUCCCAUUCAUCCUUAGUUCUUCCCAACGGUCCACUGCCAGCUGAAGCAUUCUGCACUAUUGCCAAUCUGUGUUAUUUGUCAUGUUACCUUUUCAGCGGACUUCCUGUGUGAAUUAUUCCCGCUUACUUCUGUAGAGGAAGGGACUGCUUGGGGGGGGGGACACCUGACUUUUGCAAAUAAAUGCUUCCCUAAUGAAUUUCAUGUAAAUGUGAGGAUAUGUUGAAAAGUGUAAAUGGGUUUAUUUUGGAGAGAUGCUGCAGGUGAUUCCACACAGACAAAAAAAAGGAUUAUUUUUGUCUUCAGCGUGUAUCUGUGUGAUGCCAGUUGCAGAUGUUUUUUUUGCGGGGAGUGUUUUGUCGUUUAUUCACACUUAUGACCAGUAAAAGCCGAUUUCAUCUUUCUUCUUCUGUAAAGUUUACAUUCUAAUAAUGGUUAUGAUCGUGUCCUGGGCAGCCUCUCUUUCUGUCUCCGAAUGCCACAGCAGAUACCGUGUUUCAAUUUGUUUCCACAUUAUGAACCUCUGCAUUCUAUUGAAAAUCUGCUAAAUAAAAAUAAGCAAACCUGAA